AAGCAAAAAAGUGUUGCUAAUAACAAAGAUAAAAGUCAGGGCAUGAAAUGGUGGCAGAGACCAAACAAUUGUUUGUAUUAAGCAAAAGAACUCCAAACUCCUGCCUUGAAGCCUUGACAUUUCAAACCAAAAUCCAAGCAAACAAGAAGCAAAUCCAUCCCUUAGUAUGGCCAAUCCUGCACCACAACCCGCAAAACCUGCCCGGCAUAGGACGAGUUUUCUUCGAAUCAUUGCUAUGCUCUUGCUAACCUUGAUCAUCCUUGCUGGUAUAGCUGUGCUCAUCAUUUGGUUAGUGAUCAGACCAAAACAUCUAAUUUACACCGUCGAUGAGGGUUCGAUCCAUAACUUCAACCUGUCCAAAGAUCAUCUCGAUUCCACCUUUGAUUUUGUCAUAAGGGCUUAUAAUCCCAACUCUAAAGUCUCUAUCUACUAUGACAAAAUAGAUGUUCAAGUGGAUUAUGAUGAUCAAAUUCUAGCAUACAAUGGGGUGCAGCCAUUCUUCCAACCCCAUCGAAGUAUGAACCGUUUGGAUGUCCAGCUGAAAGCUCAAUCUGUGGAACUAUUUCCUUCUGUGGUUGAGGACCUAAAGCUCGAAAGAUCAUCCGGGGCAGUCGAAUUAAUUGUUCGUAUCAAGGCAAGGAUAAGGUUUAAGGUUGGAGCCUGGAGGUCAAGUCAUAGGACUCUAAAGAUUUUCUGCUCUCCUGUGUUGGUGCACUUCUCUAGCUCUAACACUUAUGAGAGGACAUUCUGUGAUGCAGUUUUUUGAGCGGAAAAGCAUUGAUCAAGAUUGUAGUUUCCAAUCCAUUGUCUGAGGAAUUUGUGUUUUUCCUUAAUUGUUUAUCCUGUUUUUUCUUCCUCUUUUUGUUCAACUUUAUUACGUGUGUGUGAUCCUUGAUUGUGUAUCAACUUGUAGUAAGCCUUUAUUUUUGAGUGAGUGCUAUUGGAUUUGUUGUACUUAAAAAGAGUAUGGAGCAUUUGAUUGGAGGUACUAAUUAUUUCCAAGUUUGGGAUUUCUCACUUGUAAAAUAUAUAUUAUGAGUUUGACUUAAAAAAUGAUCAUGUUGUUAAUAGAUAUUGCAGAAAAUCAAAAGAAACCAAA
Molecule: messenger RNA, 1099 nt
Organism: Ziziphus jujuba (common jujube)
Lineage: Eukaryota; Viridiplantae; Streptophyta; Magnoliopsida; Rosales; Rhamnaceae
Exons: 1
Coding region: 167-766 (199 amino acids)
Cellular component (GO): plasma membrane
Source: RefSeq, a predicted model, not a curated record